This is a messenger RNA of Wasmannia auropunctata (little fire ant), 2157 nucleotides long. RefSeq lists its product as uncharacterized. Lineage: Eukaryota; Metazoa; Arthropoda; Insecta; Hymenoptera; Formicidae. The record is from RefSeq and is a predicted model, not a curated record. The transcript is spliced from 2 exons. The coding region runs from base 1528 to 2094 and encodes 188 amino acids.
ACUAAUUUGUGAUAGCCAGUAGAGUUCCUAACCUAACUUAAUUGUCACAAGUGAGUGCAAGUGAGUAUUCAGAUAGCGCGUGUGCUAAAGAUUGUGUGUCAAACGGUAUUUGAAUAUCCGUCAAAAGGAAACAUUGAAGUUCACCUUCAUCCGAAGGAGAACUUUAAAGAAAAGAACAAAUGUGCAUUAAGACACUUAUGAUUUUUAUCAAUUUGUGAUAUUUCAAUGAUUAUUUACUAUUUUCUAUUACAAAGAGUGACCCCAAAAAUGCCCUGUAUUCUCACGCUCGAUUCUGGACUUUAUUUUGGUGAUAAAUGAUAGUAAACCAUGAGACACUAAUCUUCUGAAACUUUAAAAUUGAGUCUACUCUUUGUUGCCAAGUUAUAAAGCCUCAAAAUUAUCAUUUUAUACUGUGUUUCUCAAAACGGAUCUUUGCAUGCGAAUAGCUUAAGCAUUUUGGAGAAAAAUGUUUCAGACAAAAGUUGCAGAAUGUGAAAGGGUACACAAAAUGAUAAUCUUUACUGUGACCUUGAAGACACUCCUGAAGGUCAUUUGGAGGUCAACUUUUGAUUUGUAAAUAAGAACUUUUAUUUAAAGUAACGCUUAGGAGUGAAAUAAUUAUUAGAAAGUAUUUUUUUGGACCGGGGGUGAAUAAUAAAGGUGGCUUUGGGAAAUAAAGUCCGGAAUCGAGGGCGAGAAUACAGGGCAUUUUUGGUCUGUUUUUAGGGUCACUCUUUAUUUAAGUAAUAUACUCGUAAAAUUAUUUUAAACAAUUUUAUUUAGUCGUGUAUGACAAGUCAAAAGAGGAAAAAAUAUUCAGACAGUUCUUGAAAGAGCUCUUUCUUGUCCGUUCAGGGAAAACUCUAUCAACAAUGUUGGUAAAACUAUAAAUAUACCCAGAACUACACUUUUAUAUAAAUACAAAGAAAAAUUGCCAAUGGGAAAAAACGUGGGUCCGACCAUUUCUAAAUAAAGUUGAAGAAACUGAAGUUGUAAAAUAGAUUAUGCAUCUUAGUCAGCGAGGUUUUAUUCCUAUUACAAAAAGUCAAUUAAUUAAUAGCGUGCAAUUAUUGAUAAAAACUUUGGCACGAGAUACACCAUUCAAAGAUGGACGUCAUUGGUUUGAGUCCUUUCUAAGACAUCCAGAAAUUACCCAGAAUUUCACAAAAUCUUUCUCAUAGUCGAACAUCUGUAACAGAGACUACUACAAGAAUGGUUUGCAGAAGUAAAGCAACAUUUAGAACAAUGUAAACUUGUCAAUAUUGAUAAAUUGAGAGUGUUUAAUUGCGAUGAAUCAGCAUUCUUUCUUUGUCCAAAAGAACACGUUUUAGUUUAAAAAAAGGCGAUAAAACUGUAUACAAUUUUACACAAAAUGAUGACAAAGAAUGUUUAACAGUUCUUUUCAUGACAAAUGCUAAAGGUCAAUUGCCUUUUCCUAUGAUUAUGUUUCCCUAGCAACGAAUUCUGUACAAUAUUUUUCAAAGUAUAUCAGAUGGUUGGGGCAUUGAAAAAUCUGAUAAAGGCUGGAUGAUAGCAGAAUCAUUUUUUGAAUAUAUAAGCAACGUAUUUUAUUCAUGGCUUUUACAAAAUAAGAUUCCUCGUCUUGUUAUUUUGUAUGUUGACGGUCAUUGUUCCCAUUUAACCAUGCCAUUAUCGCAGUUUUGUGCUCAAAAUGGUAUCGAGUUAAUAGCGUUAUAUCCAAAUGCCACUCAUCUAAUGCAACAUUUAGACGUAGCAUUUUUUUGCUCGUUGAAUAGCCUGGAAGAAAACGGUGCAAGAAUGGCGUAUAAAACAAUCUGGAAAAUGUUUAAAAAAUACUUUGAAUGUUCCAGAAAUAAUGGAUUUCAAGCAUGUGGACUUCUCCCAUUUUCUGUGGAUGUUUUGCAGUAUAACAGUUUGUUAAUGAAACAAAAUCUAAAUAACAUUAAUAAUGUUCAAGAAUUUUCAAAGGAAGAGCAACAGAAAUACUUGAAAAUUUUCGAACAAUUUAUAGCUGCCGAGAUAUUAAAGACUUUCACGAAGGCUAGAAAAAAAAAAUUUGGAACGAUGAACUUGAAAAUAAUACUUUUUGGUUGCCACUUUAAAAUCUUCUAAGUAAUUUCUUUUAAUUUUCUAAAUUUAUUUGUGAUAUUCACUUACGCGGUCUAGUUCAAAUUU